UUUAUCAUUCGGGUCGUGUCAGUUUUCUCCUCAGUCUCAGUCAGACACAUAAUGGCGGAGAUUUUGUUGUUUUUUGUAAUCGAACAAUUCCGGUAAUGUUUUUUUCAGUAAGUGUUAAGUUGAAAGUAUGUGCAUAGUGUAAAAUAAACCUUUUUAAUUUUUUGACAUUGACUUGAAAACGUUGUUGAAUCGUUAAGUAUGGAGUGCGUGAACGUGUCGCUGGACUUAUUGAAUUAGUGUGUAUCGUUGGCGUGUCGUGUGCCGUGGAGGCGGUGGAGGGUCUCGCUGGGACGCUGUAGAGGGCUGCGGCGAAAGGGCGCCUCGCGAUGGGGGCGCAGCAGGCGAAGGAGCGCGGCACGGCGAGCGGCGCGUCCAUGCGCUCGGCGCGAACCAAGCCUCGAGUGCCGAGGGUCCCCGGCAUGCUGGGCUCCAAUAUAUUCACCGAACACAGUGAGGCAUUGCUGCAGAGCCGCCCGUUGCCGCACAUCCCCGACCUGCCGGACGGCGAGGGCGCCGCCGCCUCCGCCGCAGCCGCUGCCGCCGCAGCCGCCGCUGCCGCCUCCGCCGCGCCCAGUACGCCGCAGCCGCUCGACACCGCCAACAGAUGGACGUCGAAGGAGAAUCUGCUGGCUCACCAUGAGGACGAGGACCCGCAGCUGUUUGUGGCGCUGUACGACUUCCAAGCGGGCGGCGAGAACCAGCUCAGUCUCAAAAAAGGUGAGCAGGUGCGCAUAAUGAGCUACAACAAGAGCGGCGAGUGGUGCGAGGCGCACACGCUCGGCGGCGGCGUGGGCUGGGUGCCCAGCAACUACGUCACGCCCGUCAACUCGCUCGAGAAGCACUCGUGGUACCACGGGCCCAUCUCGCGGAACGCCGCCGAGUACCUGCUCUCCUCGGGCAUCAACGGCAGCUUCUUGGUGCGCGAGUCCGAGUCUAGUCCCGGCCAGAGGAGCAUAUCGCUGCGGUUCGAGGGGCGCGUGUACCACUACCGCAUCAACGAGGACUCCGACGGGAAGGUGUACGUGACGUCGGAGUCGAAGUUCGGCACGCUGGCGGAGCUGGUGCACCACCACUCGGUGCUGGGCGACGGGCUCAUCACGCAGCUGCUGUACCCGGCGCCCAAGCGGAACAAGCCCACCGUGUUCCCGCUGGCGCCGCCCGACGAGUGGGAGAUCGACCGCACCGACAUCGUCAUGAAGCACAAGCUCGGCGGCGGCCAGUACGGCGACGUGUACGAGGCCACCUGGAAGAGGUGCAACAUCACGGUGGCGGUGAAAACGCUGAAGGACGACACGAUGGCGCUGAAGGACUUCCUGGAGGAGGCGGCGAUAAUGAAGGAGAUGCGGCACCGCAACCUGGUGCAGCUGCUGGGCGUGUGCACGCGCGAGCCGCCCUUCUACAUCAUCACGGAGUUCAUGUCGCGCGGCAACCUGCUGGAGUACCUGCGCGCCGCCGCCGCCGCCGCCGCGCCCGACGCCGUCGUGCUCAUGUACAUGGCCACGCAGAUCGCGUCCGGCAUGAGCUACCUCGAGAGCCGCUCCUUCAUACACAGAGAUCUGGCGGCGCGCAACUGCCUGGUGGGCGAGAACCACCUGGUGAAGGUGGCGGACUUCGGGUUGGCGCGGCUGAUGCGCGAUGACACGUACACCGCGCACGCGGGCGCCAAGUUCCCCAUUAAGUGGACCGCGCCCGAGGGGCUCGCCUACAACACCUUCAGCACCAAGUCGGACGUGUGGGCCUUCGGCAUCCUGCUGUGGGAGAUCGCCACCUACGGCAUGUCGCCCUACCCGGGCGUCGACCUCGCCGACGUCUACCACAUGCUCGAGAAGGGCUACCGCAUGGAGUGUCCGCCGGGCUGCCCGGGGCCGGUGUACGAGCUCAUGCGCGGCUGCUGGCAGUGGAGCCCCGCCGACCGGCCCAGCUUCCGCGACAUACACCACGCGCUCGAGCACAUGUUCCAGGACAACUCCAUCACCGAGGAGGUCGAGAAGCAGUUACAAGAGGGCGGGUGUUCCGGCUCGGGCGGCACGCCGCAGAUGUCGCUGAAGAAGAGCGGCGGCGGCGGCGGCGGCGGCGGCGGCGGCAGCGCGGGAGGCGAGCGCGGCGUGCAGAUGCGGCGGCCGACCAACCGGCGCGGCAAGCAGGCGCCCACACCGCCCAAACGGACCAGUCUGCUGUCGUCGUGCAGCUCGUUCCGCGAGUCGCAGUACGCGGCCGAAGAGCACUCGCCGCACGACGACUCGCUCGCGUCGCUCAAUGGCGGGGCCCGCGGCGGUGGCGGUGGCGGUGGCGGGGGUGGGGGUGGUGGUGGGGCGCGGGAGGCGUCGUCCGAGGGCUCGCUGGCGGAGGCGACGCCCGACACGGACGAGUCGGCGGGCGGCGGCGAGCAUCGCCACCGCGCCAAGCGACGCCACCACGCGCACCAGCAUCUACACCACGCCCACGCCCACCAGCACCACGCCUCCUCCGGUGGGGGUGGCGGCGGCGGCGGCGGCCAGCACAACCUCCAGCCCAAGCAAGAAGUACAAGUGGCCGCCUUAGAAGUGCAGAAUGUAAAGAGAGCUAUUCACCGCUACGGAACACUACCGAAGGGAGCUCGUAUCGGUGCGUUUUUGGAGUCCUUGCGACAGAGCGGCAGCGCGAGUGGUAGCGGUAGCGGGGGCGGGGGCGGGGGCGGAAACGUGGUGGGCGGCGUGAGUGCGGCAACGCGUCGCGAGCCGCCGCAAGACGAAGCGCGGUCGUUGUCGCCUCGCACGGCGCGCACGCAGCCGCAUAUGAUCCGGUCCAACUCGUCCGGCGGGGUCACCGCCCCCGCGCCGGCCUCCCCGCGCACCGCCCGCGCCGCACCCCCGCUGCGCUCCUUCACCAACAGUCCAGCGAAACCUCGGCCGCGACUCGCCGAGCUGGAGUUCCCGCCGCCACCCGCUGAUCUACCACCGCCACCGGAAGAGCCGCAACCGCCGCCGCCGCCGCCACCCCCGCCGGACUGUUGCCGCGACGCCGGCACCGACACAGCCGUCGAUGACACAUCCGCUAGCGCUGACCGCAUCGACCCGGAACUCAAACUCACCAAGCAGACUAUGAAGGAAAUGCUCGAGUUGAAAUUGGUAGCUGAAAUCAAGGAGCGCGCGGAUAAGAAGAAACAGCUUAAAGAGUCUCCUCCCCCCCAUGAACUGAUAGAAAUGCACACGUCGUACGGCGACCCCGCGGCGCGACUCGUCACUGAGCUGUCGGCCAGUCUUAAUAUGGAGGCGUUACGCAAGUCAGAUAAAAAAGUGGACAGCACUAUUAAAACUAUGGACAAUGGUAAGGAAACCGUGUCGCCCAUAGAUUUGAAAGCGAGUCUCAGGAAGACGGUGUAUAAUAACAAUAUCGAUCAAAAGAAAAGUAAUUUGGAGUCUAAAUCUAAUACAGACUUUAAAUCGCAAUUGAAGAAAGUAGACACGAAUAAGAAAAUUAAUAAUUGUAGUAAGGAGCCUGAAGAGUCGGGCCGCUCUAUAAUAGAUUUCAAGUCGCGACUACGAAAAGUCGAUAGUGGUACGGUGGCCACUAACGGUAGCGUGAAGAAGCCAGAGCAGACUUCGCCUGAUGACAAAGAAUUGAAUUCGCGUAAAACUGAGGACUGUGAAAGGAAACGGUCCGAGAGUGGUUCGUUAGAUGCGAGCGGCGGUGACGAGGAGGACAAGAGGCGGAGCACUGGUAGCAUUAGUAGUUUGAAAAAGUUGUGGGAGAACAAGGACACGGAGGAGCGGCUCAGUCCUAAAAUGAGAGCGAAGGGUGAGGUGGAUGGUGAGGAGACGUCGUCCGAGGAGCGCGGCGGUGGGGUUAGCAUCGGGCGCAGUGGCAGUGUCGACUGUCGGCGCGAUGAGAAGCCCGCCGUGCCCAGCAAGCCGGCCGUGAAGAGCAAGCCUGUUGGCAAGGGCGGGAUAUACGCGACUCCGCUCGGGACCGCCGGUGGAGGUGGUGCAGCGGCGGGCGAGGAGGCGGAGAAGCUGGACGUGCUGGCGAGUGUGCGUGCGGGCCUGGAGUUGUGCACGAGCGAGAUGCGGCGCGCGGGCGGCGGUGGCGGCGGCGGAGGUGGCGGGGGCGGGAGCGGGGGCGGGGGGCGUGACUCGCUGUGGCGGCUGCAGAUGUCGGAGCGGCUGGCGCAGCUGUCGCUGCGGUGCGCGGACGCGGCCGCCGCCUGUCGCUCCAAGCCGCAGCUGCGAAUACAGUUCCGCGCCGCUGCCGCCCGCCUCGAGUCCGAGGCGCUUGCACUAGCGUCGCCCGCGCCGCCAGCCGCACGCUCUCCGCACGACGACAUCGAGUUUGCGCUGCGGGAACUCGCCAAAAUCGUCAACAGGUAAACGCCGCACGCCGCACGCCGCUGCUACGAGUCCGGCGCGUGCUGCCGCGUGGUCGCCCGCCCACGCCCACGCCCACGCCCACGCCCACGCCCACUACCACCGCGACGGUCGCGCCACACGCGCCACUAUCGCACCACACUCGCCGCGGUACACUAGUCGAUACAUAUAGCGCUCCAUCGAUACAUCCGUGUCGCCACGUUGCCAACACUUGCAUAAUAUAUACAUACAUAAACAAUGAAUACCACAUAAUUUGUAUAAAGAGCUACUUUUUUUAAAAUUCUCUGAAAUAUUCGUACAACUAUCGCUGUGCAAUAUACAUAUAAUAACCACUGGAUCGGACCACACUAUGUAACUAAUGUGUACGUGGUCUCAUUAGAAUAUUCGAUAACGCUCUAGUGUCCGCUUACUAUAUUAUCUAUAACUACGUAAUACGUCUGCAAUAAACCAAAGAUACCCGAAUACGAUGUUGCAACGUUCACAAUCUAUUCAUAUACUUGGCUUAUUUAGUAAAAAUCUUGAUCGUUUUAUUAAAAUUUAUAAAAUAAAAUAAAAAAUAUACAACAUCAAUUCAAACAACAAACUUUUUAUAAGCAUAAAGUUAGCAAAUAGUUCGUUUGCUAACUGUAUGCUUCGUAUUAUAAAAGAUUAUUUACUUAAUGUGCCGAGCAAUAAAAAAAAUAUAGAGCGGAUCGUCACUGAGAUAAGUAUUUUGUAUAGAAACUAUUACAUAUACGACAUAUUUAUAUGAUGACGAUGAUAUGUAUAUCAGGAGAGUUGUGUAUAUAACGGAAUUAUGUAACUCGGACUGUUUGUCACUCGCAAUUUGGGGAAAGCUGCUCAUAUUGUAUAAUUUAUAAUAAAGAUAAUCAUGAGAUGUGUAUUGCGCUGUCAAAUAUACGGGCAGUGGCAACAUACUAUUGAUGGAUUUCUACUAUAUAGUGUGUUACAUGUACAGUUUAGGAUUAAACUAGUGAGAUUGUUUUAAUUUUAAUUUAAAUUUAAGUAUUAUUUUUCUGCAACUUGAAAUAGUACAUAGAAAGUGGUAAACGUCGCCUAUGGACAUGGACAACUCCACGCACCGCCUGUGUUGCCAUGUAAUGGUGAGCGCUGUAUGUUUGGCAGCGUGAUAUAGCCGCAGGGUGGCGCGGCCGAGCCGCCGCCGCCGCUGGCAUACCAACGAAUACUCUGCUUAGUUGUAAGUGAGGACGGUUCGCGUGGACGGGCCAGGCUCGCAGUACAAACGGUGUACAAACGAUGCGGCAGCGGCCCGCCGGCGACUACAAUCUGGCUUCCGUAUAUAAUUUGUACAAGUAUUACGAGUGUGUGCGUGUGUGUGUGUGUGUGUGUGUGUGUACGUGUGCGUGUGUGCGUGUGCGUGUGCGUGUGUCGCGUAGUUGUGGUGACGCAUGCCCGGGCGGACCCGGCACGAGUCCACUCGGUUAUGUGUGAAGACUGACGAACAGGUAUUCCUCGAGAUUGCAUGUGCUCCUCUAUCUAUAGGUAGGUAUGGUUGAAAACGAAUGACGCACCAAAACAACGCGGUCCAUCACUCUCCCGACUCACAUCACAUCACACUCCCGCUGCCCGGGCCGACGUGUACACCGUACAGCACAGCACGUUCCAUCACUGUAUCACGGAGCGCUUCCACCGAUCACUGUUUCACACCAUCUGCAGUUGAGGCAAAAAGCUAUUUUUUUAUGUCGGUUAAAUAAGGUUUUUUUACUUUAGCAGAAUUUGAGUUGUCAAAAUUAUAUUUUAAAAAUGCCGAUGCAUUGGCAAGUAUUGUUAUUAAACAGUGUUGCUAGUCUGGUAACGUGAUCCAGUGACAGAAUACGUGUAAAUGUCUAAAUGCAAACGCCAAGCGCUGUUGUACCAAUGCUGUUAGCGGUUGGAUUUUUUUCUCGACUCCAAAACCCACUACAUUUACCCUGUUUCAAUAAUUGUAACAUUUGACUAGUGUAGACGUUCAAUUUCAGUAAGAGAGAGAGUUCAGUAAGAGGCCGGCGACAGUGGCCCGCUAGCAGCGGUCUAGCGCCCGCUCCCACUGACGUCGCACUGUCUCGUGGCUAGCCGUUCCUCCCGAUUGACUGAUGUCCACAAUCGAGAAUUUCUUGAACAAUAUGUCUGAUUAACUGUCUUCCAUUUAACCGUUCAUCACGAGACCUACUUGCCUCCGCAUCGCCUCGUAGUCGUUCCUCGCCUCGAUAACGUGUAACGCUAGAUAGCUAGUGCUGUCGACUUGAAAUCUGGAUAGCUUUCAAGUCGAUGGCGUUGGUAGUUGAGCGAGAUGUUGCGCCGUGACCGACAGACCGACGAAUCAAACGGACUUAGUUGUGCAACGGACAUCAUUAAUUUUUUUUUAUAAUUGUCAUAUUUAGUACGCAUAUCUAUUUUCGAAAUUGAUCAUUUUAAAUUAAGAUACAAAAUUAAUAUUUAUAAUAUAUUUUUUUCUAGCCAAUUGUUAUUUCGAGAUUGCUUACAACUGAUGCAAAUUAAAAAAAAAACAGUUGUAUAUUUUGGGGUGAUACUCGUAAGUGACUGGCGACGUCCAUCAGAUGUCGUUGUCGUUGUUGAUGCCGAGCCAUUAUUACCUCGGUGGUGGCGUCCAGAGACGUUAAAUGGUCGGCGACUUUGUAUGAGCGAUGGCAUUUCUUGUCGAUGUCCGACUCCCUUCUUCCCUUCCUCCUCGACACCAAUCACCGCAUACAUGCACCGGACCCCGGCGACGCUUGCUAUGGGCCCCGGCCCGCCUUUGCAUUUAAAGACUGUCAGUAACGAUCGGUUUGUUUUGGGCCUAUUUAUAUGACUAUGAAAUUUAAUUAUAGUUACGCGUCACAACUAAUGCGUCUCUGGUCUUGUAUAGUUGAUAUUAUUUGUGAGAUAUCAUGAGACAAAUGUAUUAUUUAAGUUAGCGUACUGUGAUACGGCUUAUAAAAACGUAGUAUGUGGUCGAAGCAAACUACGCCAUGAACAGCGGACUGCGCUGCGCGCGCGCUUGUUUUAUUUAUUAGCACGCUUGUUGCCGGAGCCGCACAGUUGCGUGAGCAUCGCACGCACGAGUAGUUCACGUGACGCGUACGAGCCGCGUCAGUGGCGCCGUAUAUGAACUAUUAUUAUAUGUUAUUUGCAGUGCGAGUCUAGUUUGUUUCGAUCAACAAUUAUGCUCAAUAUUUUCUUUUUCUCUUUACUUGUAUUAAUCAAAAAUAUUAGGGUAUUUUAAUAAAGUGUAUCUAUACAUAUACUAUUGGAACGGUCGCCGUGAUCGAACACGUGACAUUUAUAUUGAAAUUAUAAGUAUAAUACUGAUUGUAUGCUAGUCUUUAUUGUAAUGAUACAUGUAUUUCGUUUUAAGAGUAAACUACGUAAAUACGUAAGGUCUUUGAAUUAAUUUACGUACAAGCAUGGAUCCAUUAUCAAUAAUAAUAACCGUGAUAUCUUUAAGAAUUUUGUACUAGGAAGUGGGGAGGCGUGGUACGAGCCCCCCCACUCUCCUCUCCCCACCCCGUGCCGCCACGUACCAACCGGACGUGCAAUGAACUAGUGCAACCCGGCGUCGCUCUGGACAUGGUGAGGCGCGCGGCCACCACCGCCGACUCUAACGGGCGAAGCUCAACUUGACGAAUUUAUUAGAGGGCGGUAGGAGCGAGGCGAAGUGUUGUCUGGCGGAGGUGUCGGCGGUGUGUGGUCGCGUGCGCACUAGUACGCCCGGGGAAUGAGCCCUGAACAUUCAGCCAGCAGGAUAGUGUACAACAAUCUGUUUCUAAAGGAGUUUGGUUAAAACUGCGUUCAGAGCGACACCUACGUUUGAAAAUACAUUUCCAUAUCUAUUAGCAAUAAUGUUUAAUCACUAGUUGUCUCUGACGUUCAAAGCGAUAUCACCCCUCCACUCGGCGGCGCCUGUAUUUCUGGCGUGCUGUACAUGUUCUCUCGAUGUUUUAUGUAUAUUUUAGAGCAUGUUAUAGGAGCGCUGAAACAAAACUAUAUUGUGUUGACUGUUGCGGGCCACGCCGCCCCUUGACUGUUUGUUAUCAGCAGGCUCUGAUGCAAUUUGUUCUCAUAAUAAACUAGGAUUCAUUAUUUACUUACAUAAUCAUGAAGUGAUAGACAUAUUGUAUUUCCUCUCUAAUGUGUUCAGACGUAGUUAGUAUCUACUAUUUAGCAUUUUUUUGCUAGGGCCUUUAAUAAACUAUUUUUUUCUUACCUAUAAGUCUACUGUGGCAGUCUUCAGUUUCCUUCACUAUUAAAUAAUUUGUUAUUUAAAUUUUUACUUACCUGUAUACUUUAUUAUGUUUCUAGUUUACUUUAAGUAUAGAACUUCCAAGUUUGAAUGUAUGUAUAUUUGAAGUACUCCGCGUUAUGGAUGCUUCUGAGAUUGGAAUAAAUGAUGUAGAGUUUUUUUUUUUUAUAUGUAAAUAUAGUCCCCAAGGAGCAAAUAAGAGUGCUAACUUAAGUGAAUAACUUAGUGCUUAGGUAGACGGCGCCGAGUGGAGACGGUGCCCCGCUAGUGACGUGUUGCCGUACGUUCGGUCCGCGGUGCGCGGGCGCUGUCGUAGCAAUGUCGCGGCGCCCUCUGGCUAGCCACUGGAGCGUUCCUGUUUCCGCUUCAGCGCCAGCCCCGAACCGCCGCCUCGUUUCCCUCGACGAUAUUAUAAGUAAUAGAAUCCAAAGAUACAUACAAAUGUCCAAUUGUAAUGGAAAUAAAACGUUUUCUUUAUGAAAGAUG
Molecule: messenger RNA, 9069 nt
Organism: Galleria mellonella (greater wax moth)
Lineage: Eukaryota; Metazoa; Arthropoda; Insecta; Lepidoptera; Pyralidae
Gene: Abl
Product: tyrosine-protein kinase Abl
Exons: 14
Coding region: 327-4346 (1339 amino acids)
Biological process (GO): protein phosphorylation
Molecular function (GO): protein binding; protein tyrosine kinase activity; ATP binding
Source: RefSeq, a predicted model, not a curated record